CCAAAGCAGGGUGUGUCUCUCUGCUCAGACCCGAGGGCAGGGCCUUGCCUCCCCACUCAGACCCAAGGCAGGGUGUGUCUCCCCCUUCAGACCCACAGCCACCUCACCUCAGGCUGAAUCACUGUGAGCGGGUGUCAGCAGGGCUGUGGGGGUGGUUGAGCAAGUCCCUGCUUUUGUGGGUCCCGCAGCUCUGCUCCCAGCAGGGUGAGCUCAGGGGCGGGAGAGGCAAUCAGGACUCCCAGGACCAGGGCCGGCCCCGAACCCCUACCAGCCUGUCCCUGGGUGUCCCUCUCCCUGGAGGUGCGUGUCCUCCCGAGGGCGGAAAGUCAGUCUCAGGCCACCUCUCCGGGCCUCAGUUUCCCCUUCUGUAAAGGAGCAUAAUGCAUCAGGCUCUAUUGAGAAGGUAAAGUCUGAUGAGUCAGUCCUCAAGGGCGUUCGAGCACUUGACAUUUAUUAAGCACCCUGCUGUGUGCGGAGCAUGCUUGGGGCAUUUGGGGAGACCUCAGUGGUGCAGACGGGUCUUUGGGGGUGAUCGGGGCUGGCGGGGAGGAGGAGUCGUCCUGCUGGAGAGGGUUGGCUGUCCCAUGUGGGGGCCCAUUGCCCCUCAGUGACUGACAGCUCCGAGUCCCUGCGUGUCUUCCGCUUUCCAGGACAGGAAGGGGGCCGCAGGGGCAGGGGUGGGGGCCUGACAGCCAGGGCAGCCCCAGCGCGUUGCCUCCGGGAGCCGGGGUGGGGGCCGACCGUUGGGGUGCCCCUCCCUGCCCUCGGCCUUACCUCCACCCCGGAGGGUACCUUGAACAUAACAGGAAAUUUCAAAUAACAGGAAACCAAGACCAGCGAGGCAGGCGGCUCCACCCUCCCCCAGGGCCUCAGUCAGCCCCGGGGGGAGGCCAUGAACGCCACGGGGACCCCGGCGGCCCCCGAGUCCUGCCAACAGCUGGCGGCCGGCGGGCACAGCCGGCUCAUCGUCCUGCACUACAACCACUCGGGCCGGCUGGCCGGGCGCGGGGGGCCGGAGGACGGCGGCCUGGGGGCGCUGCGGGGGCUGUCGGUGGCCGCCGGCUGCCUGGUGGUGCUGGAGAACCUGCUGGUGCUGGCGGCCAUCGCGAGCCACAUGCGUUCCCGGCGCUGGGUGUACUACUGCCUGGUGAACAUCACGCUCAGCGACCUGCUGACCGGCGCGGCCUACCUGGCCAACGUGCUGCUGUCGGGUCCCCGCACCUUCCGCCUGUCACCUGUGCACUGGUUCCUGCGCGAGGGGCUGCUCUUCACCGCGCUGGCCGCGUCCACCUUCAGCCUGCUGUUCACCGCCGGGGAGCGCUUCGCCACCAUGGUGCGGCCGGUGGCCGAGAGCGGGGCCACCAAGACGGGCCGCGUGUACGGCUUCAUCGGCCUGUGCUGGCUGCUGGCCGCGCUGCUGGGGCUGCUGCCCUUGCUGGGCUGGAACUGCCUGUGCGCCUUCCAGCGCUGCUCCAGCCUCCUGCCGCUCUACUCCAAGCGCUACAUCCUCUUCUGCCUGGUCAUCUUCGCGGGUGUCCUGGCCACCAUCAUGGCCCUGUACGGGGCCAUCUUCCGCCUGGUGCAGGCCAGCGGGCAGAAAGCCCCGCGCCCCGCCGCCCGCCGCAAAGCCCGCCGCCUGCUCAAGACGGUGCUGCUCAUCCUGCUGGCCUUCCUGGUGUGCUGGGGCCCCCUCUUCGGGCUGCUGCUGGCCGACGUCUUCGGCUCCAACCUCUGGGCCCAGGAGUACCUGCGGGGCAUGGACUGGAUCCUGGCGCUGGCCGUCCUCAACUCUGCGGUCAACCCGGUCAUCUACUCCUUCCGCAGCAGGGAGGUGUGCCAGGCGGUGCUCAGCUUCCUCUGCUGCGGGUGUCUCCGGCUGGGCGUGCGUGGCCCCGGGGAUUGCCUGGCCCGGGCCGUCGAGGCUCACUCCGGAGCCUCCACCACCGACAGCUCGCUCAGGCCGAGGGACAGCUUUCGGGGCUCCCGGUCGCUCAGCUUUCGGAUGCGGGAGCCCCUAUCCAGCAUCUCCAGCGUGCGGAGCAUCUGAGCUUGCAGCCUUGUGGACGGACGGGGCAGCCGCCGGUGUGUGCCAGGCAGGCCCUCCUGGGGGGCAGGAAGCUGUGUGCAGGCAGCCUCGCCUGCAUGGGGAGCAGAGGACCGGGCAGGCCCCCCUGGCCUUCCCGGUGGCCCGUAAGGGCUUCUGACGCUGAGUGGGCUUCCUGUGGUCACCCUGGACAAGGAGGCAACCACCCCCCGCUCCCCGUAGGAGCAGAGAGCGCCCCGAUGUGGGGGCGAGUGGGUUCCCCACGCCCCCGCUUCUGGGUGAUCCUGGGGAAGUCCCGGCCCCUCCUUGGGCCUCAGUAGGGCUCCCAGACUGCGAGGGGUGCCCGUGGGGUGCGUGCCCUGGCAACAUUGAAGUUCCAUCAUGGUA
Molecule: messenger RNA, 2431 nt
Organism: Cebus imitator (Panamanian white-faced capuchin)
Lineage: Eukaryota; Metazoa; Chordata; Mammalia; Primates; Cebidae
Gene: S1PR4
Product: sphingosine-1-phosphate receptor 4
Exons: 1
Coding region: 893-2047 (384 amino acids)
Biological process (GO): G protein-coupled receptor signaling pathway
Cellular component (GO): membrane
Molecular function (GO): sphingosine-1-phosphate receptor activity
Source: RefSeq, a predicted model, not a curated record